This is a messenger RNA of Fusarium tjaetaba, 1098 nucleotides long. Its product is annotated as cell cycle checkpoint. The transcript has 4 exons. The coding region runs from base 1 to 1098 and encodes 365 amino acids. Gene Ontology annotation, cellular component: checkpoint clamp complex; nucleus. The record is from RefSeq and is a predicted model, not a curated record. Gene Ontology annotation, biological process: DNA repair; protein N-linked glycosylation; DNA damage checkpoint signaling. NCBI's taxonomy places the organism in Eukaryota, Fungi, Ascomycota, Sordariomycetes, Hypocreales, Nectriaceae.
AUGGAUUCUUCGCUGCAUGAGGUCUGGCAAGCUGCUGCUGGCAGUCCCUUCUUCCCUACUGUGAGCAAAGGAAGCCAGUUCUGGGUCGCCUUUUCUUUGCUCUUUCUCGGAUUCUCUCUCACCGGUGUCUUUGCCCUGAACCGCACACUCGUCAACGUUCCCGUACUAGGCAUUCCAGCCUCCAUCGCUAUUGCAUGCAUCAACUUUGCACCGAGAGUUCAUGUCCAAAUUACAGAGGAUGGCGUUCGUUUCGCUUCUGACCAUGCACGGGUGAUGCAAGGAGUUGCAUUUCUCGAUAAAGCUCUCUUCUCAUCAUAUACAGCCAAUCUCCCUGCUCAGGAUGGCGGUAAUCCGCCCGAGCUUCCUAAUUUUCAACUUUCAUUAUCUUCUGUUCUCGAAGUACUCCAGAUUUUUGGAGCCGUAGAUGUAGCCACACGGGCACAAAAAGCAGACCAGGAUCCUUAUCGCAGCAAUCUUCGGAACUAUCGGCCUGAUGCUUUCAGUAACCAAACUCUUGGUAUUUCUGGCACCUGUACUCUGCAGUAUAGCCAAGAGGGUGAUCCAUUCAAGAUCACCAUCGAGGAGUCUGGCGUCAAGACAACAGCGUCAUUGACUACCUAUCUACCAGAAAUACCUGAUGAUAUUCCAUUUGACCGCAAUGAUCUGUCCUUCAAAAUCAUCAUGCAAUCUCGAACACUACUCGAUUCUAUGGCAGAGAUUUCUCCAACAGCUCCGACGAAGCUAACUAUCACAACCACCAAAACCUCGCCAUUUCUAUCUCUCGCUGGUGUCGGGGAUCUUGGAAGCUCAGGAGUGGACUUCGCCCGUGGAAGAGACCUUCUCGAAACCUUCAACGUUCAGGAACGCUGGUCUCAGGCGUACAAGUUUGACUUUAUCAAGAAUUCAACAGAAGCAAUGCGGAUAGCCACUAAGGUUAGUUUACGAGGGGAUGGUCAGGGGGUGCUGAGUCUGCAAUUCAUGGUAGAUAUUGAAGGUGGCAAGCGAAGCUUCUUGGACUUUCGGUUCGUUCCAUUCAUCUCGCACGAUGAGGACGAUGAUGAAGACGAUGAGGCAGAGGAGGCUGGCGAAGCAGACUAG